Python bivittatus (Burmese python) is the source of this 873-nucleotide messenger RNA. The record is from RefSeq and is a predicted model, not a curated record. Lineage: Eukaryota; Metazoa; Chordata; Lepidosauria; Squamata; Pythonidae.
AUGAUCCUCAUUGCUAUUCCAAUCAGCAUUUUGGGAAUAGUUGGAAAUAUAAUGGUUAUUUUCUUUCUUUCCUUUAAGAUUAAGAAGACCAUGUUCACUGUGUAUGUCCUAAAUAUAACUAUUGCUGAUUUUAGUAUCCUAAUCUAUUUAUAUACUUAUUUUAUGCUAUUUUUAAAACCAAGUCUUAUCAGUGCCUCUGUUUCCUAUAUAAUAGAGCUUAUAUAUGCAGUUGGAUGCAAAUCCAGCUUGUAUAUAUUAACAGUUCUCUGCCUUGAAAGGUAUUUAUCUGUUUUUUUCUCUACCUGGUAUCACUCUCAUCGGCCAGAACAUCUUUCAGUUUUUUUUGUGACCACAUUGUGGACCUUUUCUGGCCUGGUAUCGCUUGUAGAAUACUUUGCUUGCUAUCCAAGGUUCUAUAUAUACUUGAAUGAAAAUACUUUACGUUGCAGAAUCAUAAAUCUAUUCCAAGUAUUUUUUGAGUUCCUGAUUUUUAUUCCCAUCAUGGUCUAUUCCACUUUGGCCAUUUUUAUCAGAAUGCAGAAAAAAACACAACAAACUCCUCCAGCAACACUUGAUAUUUCCAUUACAGCUACUGUUGUUGUUUUUCUUGCAUUUGAUGUAUCAGUUAAAAUUCUUAAUACUAUUGAAUUUUGGUUUGAUGCAAUACACGUACCAACAUUUUCAGUGGCAGUAUUAUUUGACACCAUAAGCAGCAGUAUCAACCCUUUUAUGUAUUUUAUUAUUGGAGGCUUUAUGAAAAGGACUUUGGAUCCCCUUGAUUGUUUCCUUGAGAAAGCUUUGCAAGAUGGUACUUUGCAAGAAGGAACUAUGGUAGAGGGAACACAAACACACCAAGAACAACUCCCCCAAUGA